AUGGCCAUCGUAUUGCGCUACGUAAAAGAUGGUUGUGUAAUUGAGAGUUUUGUGGGUAUCGAGCAUGUAUCAUCUACAACAGCUCUUUCACUAAAAUCUGCAAUUGAUGAUUUUUUCUCAAGACAUGGAUUAAGCAUUUCCAAGGUGCGAGGUCAAGGUUACGACGGGGCAAGCAUAUGCAAGCUCUCAGUUGUGGCCGUGGCAAAGAAACAUACUUAUGUUGAAGACUUAUUUUUACUAGUCACUAAUAUAGUGACUGUGGUUGGAGGGUCGGCGAAACGUCAAAAUAUGAUUCGGGAAAAACAAGCUGCUUUAGUUUAUGAGGCAAUUGAUAGAGGUGAACUCUCUACAGGUCAAGGUUUAAAUAAAGAAACCAGCCUUAAACGAGCCGGUGAUACUCGUUGGAGUUCCCUCCAGAAUACUCUAAUUAGUAUGACUAAUAUGUUUUCGGCUGUAGUUGACGUCUUCGAUACAUUAGCACAUGAUUCAGACAAAAAAUUUGAAGCAAGAGUUCUACGAGAUUCAAUUCAGACAUACAAUUUUGUUUUUUUACACUUGAGGAAAAAUAUAAUGGGAAUCACAGCAGAUUUGUCGCAAGCCAUGCAGAGGAAAGAUCAAGAUAUUGUGAAUGCCAUGAAACUGGUUACCAUAUGCAAGCAACGAUUGCAGAAGAUGAGAGAAGAUGGAUGGGAAUCUUUAUUGCUACAAGUUUCUUCUUUUUGCGAGAAACACAAAAUUGAAGUUCUUAACAUGGAAGACAUGUUCUGUUUUCCAGGAAAAUUAAAACGUUUAGCUCCACAUAUCACUAAUUUGCAUCAUUAUCAUGUCGAGUUCUUCUAUGAAGUUAUAGACAUGCAACUUAUGGAGUUAAAUUACCGUUUUUCAGAAACGGCUACCGAGUUACUUCUUUGUGUGGCAUCCUUGAACCCUAUCGACUCAUUUUCUGCUUUCGAUAAGCAAAAUCUUGUCCGCCUUGCUCAAUUAUAUCCGAAUGACUUCACUGCUGUUGAAGUUGGGAUUCUUGAAGAUCAACUUAAAACCUAUAUAAUGGACAUGAGAUCAAGUGAUGAGUUUUUUGGGUUGAAAAGUAUUGUUGAUAUUGCUAAAAGAAUGGUUGACAAAAAAAAAGAAGAUCAAGUGUACCCAUUGGUUUAUUUGCUUUUGACGUUAGCGUUGCUCUUACCAGUUGCUACUGCUACCGUAGAAAGAGUAUUUUCUGGCAUGAAAAUUAUGAAGACUCGGCUACUCAAUCGAAUGGCAGAUGAGUGGAUGAAUGAUAAUUUGCUUUGUUAUAUUGAAAAAGACAUUUUUGAUGAUAUUGAUAACAAGGUUAUCAUACGAAGGUUCCAUUAUAUGAAAAAUCGUCGUGUACAAUUACCAAAUGUGUUAAUUUAA
Molecule: messenger RNA, 1395 nt
Organism: Papaver somniferum (opium poppy)
Lineage: Eukaryota; Viridiplantae; Streptophyta; Magnoliopsida; Ranunculales; Papaveraceae
Exons: 2
Coding region: 1-1395 (464 amino acids)
Molecular function (GO): protein dimerization activity
Source: RefSeq, a predicted model, not a curated record